Molecule: messenger RNA, 834 nt
Organism: Malania oleifera
Lineage: Eukaryota; Viridiplantae; Streptophyta; Magnoliopsida; Santalales; Ximeniaceae
Product: late embryogenesis abundant protein Lea14-A-like
Exons: 2
Coding region: 195-650 (151 amino acids)
Biological process (GO): response to desiccation
Cellular component (GO): cytosol
Source: RefSeq, a predicted model, not a curated record
CGCUAAACCAAUUGCGCUAUCUAUAUAUAAAGCCAAAAAAAACAACCUCCGACUUCAUCCCAAUACCAUACCAAUACCAUACCGUUCGUCGGAGUCAUUGCAUCUCCCUCUGUUUUGCCCUGCUCUGCUGUGCUCUGCUCACCCCCGGAAAAGAAAACAAUCGAACGAAGUCACCGUCGGAGGAAAAGCCAGCCAUGUCGCACCUGGUGGACAAGGCGAAGAACUUCGUGGCGGAGAAGGUGGCGGGGAUGAAGAAGCCGGAGGCCUCCCUCUCCGACGUCGAUCUCAAGGGCGUCAGCCGCGAAUGCAUCACCUACCACGCCAUGGUCGCAGUCAACAACCCCUACUCCCACUCUCUCCCCAUUUGCGAGAUCGCUUACACCCUCAAAAGCGCAGGCAGGCAAAUAGCGUCGGGGAAUAUGGCGGAUCCGGGAUCUUUGGCGGGGAACGAGACGACGAAGCUGGAGGUGCCGGUGAAGGUGCCGUAUAACAUACUAGUGAGUCUGGCGAGGGACAUUGGCGCAGAUUGGGACAUAGACUAUGAAUUGGAAUUGAGUCUCAUCAUCGAUCUGCCUGUCAUCGGAAACAUCACCAUUCCUCUAUCCAGUAAGGGCGAGAUCAAGCUCCCUACGCUCUCCGAUGUCUUCUGAUCAAUUAAUUUCAUCUCUCUCUCUCUCUCUUCCAUAUUUGGUUCUGUUAUUGACUUGAUUUCUUCGUUAAUGUUUCAUAAAGUUGCUGUGAAUCUGUGAUGAUGAUAUGCUUUCCUUUUUGAGAAAAAUAUAAUAUGUGCAUUUAUUUUUAAAUGAAUGAAUGAGUAAAAUUUUAAUUUUACAA